UGAAAGUGGUUUUUGCGAUUUGGUAAAAAAAAAAAAAAAAACCCUUGGUAGUUUAUAGCUGAGAAAAGAGAAACAACACAAACACUGGCUUUUAGGAGGAAGAAAUAACUAAAGAAGCUUUGGAAACUGGUUUUAUUUAACGAGGUUUCUUAAAAUAGGGAGAGAAAAAAAGAGGAGAGAGAAAGUAAGAAAUACAAGGAAGAUUAAAAGGAUGAUGAAGAUGGGGAUUAAACAAGAGCGCGCGUAACAGUUUCAGCAACGCACCUCCAUUGAAUUAGGGGUGCUCUUUAAUCCAAUUUACUCUGAUUAAUUACUCCAGAUUAAUUACUCAAAAACCCCAUUUAAUUUAAAUUUCAUCUUUUUUAUAAAUUCCCAUUUCACUUUCAUCCAAUUUUCUGGGAAGAAUUUCAGUUUUUGAUUGAAAGCUUUCAGUUGCCUCUUCAAUGGCGCGACGUCAAGCAGUUCCAGGUGUGGGAAAUGAAGCACUGUAUAGAGAGCUAUGGAGGGCAUGUGCAGGGCCGCUGGUGGAUGUUCCACAGCCAGGAGAGAGAGUGUUCUACUUUCCACAGGGUCACAUGGAACAAUUGGAAGCAACAACAAACCAGGAAUUAAAUCAACAAAUUCCACGUUUUAAUUUGCCUUCUAAGAUACUUUGUCAAGUUGUGAACAUUGAACUAAAGGCUGAGCCUGAAACAGAUGAAGUUUAUGCCCAGAUUGCUUUAAUUCCAGAAAAAGAGGAAGAUGAGUUUAAAAGUUCUGAUUCAACUGUGAAUGAGCCGCCAAGGCCGAAAGUCCAGUCGUUUGUUAAGAUAUUAACUGCUUCGGAUACUAGCACUCAUGGAGGAUUCUCGGUCCUUCGCAAGCAUGCCAAUGAAUGCUUGCCUCCCUUGGAUAUGAGCCAGCCGACACCUACUCAGGAGCUUGUUGCGACGGAUCUUCAUGGAUAUGAGUGGCACUUUAAACAAAUAUUUAGAGGUCAACCCCGUAGACACUUGCUGACGACUGGGUGGAGUACUUUUGUCACUUCUAAGCGUCUAGCUGCUGGAGAUGCAUUUGUUUUCUUAAGAGGUGAUAAUGGCGACCUGCGAGUUGGUGUUAGGCGGCUUGUCCGUCAACAAAGCCCUAUGCCUCCAUCCGUUAUAUCAAGCCAGAGUAUGCAUCUUGGGGUUCUGGCCACUGCUCGCCAUGCUGUUAACACUUGUACUAUGUUCACUGUUUACUACAAGCCAAGGUCAAGCCAGUUCAUUGUUGGUGUCAACAAGUACCUUGAAGCUGUAAACCAUAAAUUCUCCAUUGGCAUGCGCUUUAACAUGAAGUUUGAGGGAGAUGACACACCCGAAAGAAGGUUUACUGGCACCAUUGUUUGGGUUGAAGAUGUUUCUCCUCAGUGGUCGGGCUCUAAAUGGCGGUCACUGAAGGUUCAAUGGGAUGAAGCUGCUGCAUUUCACAGGCCAGAUAAGGUUUCCCCCUGGGAAAUAGAACCCUUUGUUGCUUCUAUUCCUGCCAAUCCAUCUCCACCACCAGUAUCAAAGACCAAGAGGUCUCGACCUAGUGAUCUGUCCAUAUCCGAAACUGCUGGCGGGUCUCCCGUGUCAAACUUUUGGUAUGUAUCGGUCCAUACCAAUGAUUUCAGUAGUCCCAGAAAUCAGCAAGAUAAUGCUUGGUCUCCUAAUCAUGCAAGAAAUUCACCGAGAUUCUUUGUCGACAAAAAAGAUGAUAGCAAAGCCCCGUCAGUUCAUUCAUGCUCAACACCCUCUGCCUAUCCUUAUCUUGCUCCGUCUAGACUUAGACCUGAUCACUCUGAGCAAGUGAACAGUGGUGGAAAAUCACCUGGAAGUUGCAGAUUGUUUGGAAUUGAGCUGAGAAACAACUCUCACGUAGCUCCUACCCUGGAAAAGGUGACUGUUUGUCCUGAAAAAUUGUCGAAUGAGGCUAAAUUUACAGAGACAGGGGCUGAAAAGGUUGAUGAGGUUCUAAACACUGAUGUGGAACCAUUAAAAGAACAGAAUCAAGUUAAUUCUGAUGUAUCUCAGGACGAGUCACUGACUAAGACAUUUUCUCAAUCUUCUACAAGGAGUCGAACUAAGGUACAAAUGCAUGGCGUUGCUGUUGGUAGGGCAGUGGAUUUGACAAUACUAGAGGGAUAUGAUGAACUUAUAUGUGAGCUCGAGAAGAUGUUUGAUAUAAAGGGUGAACUUAAAACCAGAAAUAAGUGGGCUGUUGUUUUCACUGAUGAUGAAGGUGACAUGAUGCUUGUAGGCGAUGAUCCGUGGCUGGAAUUUUGCAAGAUGGUGAGAAAGAUUUUCAUUUACUCAAGCGAGGAAGUGAAGAAAUUGAGUAGCAAAAGCAGGCUGUCCUCACCAUCAGUAGAUGAAGGCACUGUUCUAAGUCUGGGGACGGAGGAAUAGCCUGAAAUCUGAAGCUCGCGACUGAUGGGGAUAGGUAAAUUAUGUCUUCAUUUUGAAGAGGGUAGGACUUAAAAUGUGCUGGAACCCCUGUUAAGUUUUAGCUUAGUUGGUGCUAAUUGUGUAUAACUUGCCUGAUGACAUGGUUGGUGUGCCGUUUGGAUUUUCAGCUUGUAAUAUAAAUGUGGGAUGCCUGAUGCCCUGAAUGUGCUUUUGAUGAUUUGGCGAGUGGAAAACUUUAAUUUAAACAUGUUUAUCGUUUAAUUUCCCUGUAAUAAUAUCUCAACUUUAAUCACGAAUGACCGAAACAUGACAAAAAUCAAUAUCCCAUCAGUCUGAAAGACAAUAUUUUCGUCUUUGUGGAUCA
Chenopodium quinoa (quinoa) is the source of this 2772-nucleotide messenger RNA. RefSeq names its product auxin response factor 18-like. The transcript has 14 exons. Gene Ontology annotation, molecular function: protein binding; DNA binding. NCBI's taxonomy places the organism in Eukaryota, Viridiplantae, Streptophyta, Magnoliopsida, Caryophyllales, Amaranthaceae. Gene Ontology annotation, biological process: regulation of DNA-templated transcription; response to hormone. The record is from RefSeq and is a predicted model, not a curated record. Gene Ontology annotation, cellular component: nucleus. Bases 444 to 2408 code for a protein of 654 amino acids.